CUGUUAUCGUUGGAAGGCUUGCAUAACUCGAGUCACGGGAUCUUGGCAAAACUUCUGCAUGUGUUGCAGGACACCUUUGACGACUGUGCUAAAUAUCCGCUUUCCAUUGAGCAGUGGAUAAAAAAUCUUUCGUUAGAGCAACGUUUUCUCUUGCAGAUACAAUACUCAGCCACACAACUACAGUACGAGAAUAUCAAGCAUCGUUGUAAAAUGUUAGAUAACGAGAAUCAACGUCUUAUGCGAGUACAGAACGAACUGAUCACUGAUGCGAAUCGUCGAGUUGAGAUGCACGUUAAUGAGAUCCGGAUGUUAAAGGAGGAAAACAAGAAGUUGGUGGCUGCAAACAAGGAGUUACGAGAACUUUGCUGUUUUCUUGAUGACGAUCGUCAAAAGACUCGUCGUUUAGCAAAAGAAUGGCAGAAGUUUGGCAGAUAUACUAGCCAAGUUAUGAAACAGGAGAUGUCAAUGAAUCAGCAGCGUCUUCGUGAAUCCGAAGAGCGUCACAUGGAGGCGAUCCGUGAAAAUGAAGAACUGAAGCAAUUGUGCCUUUACUUGGACGAGCAACGACAGCGAUUCACUGGCUAUCGCGCUGAAGACGACGGCGAAAGUGAAGAUCUCGGGACCAACGCGCUAUUACCCUUUUCGGCGGCUAACACGUUCAUUCAUCACCACACCACGUGGGUUCUUCGUUUAACUUUUCUCUCAGUUUUCUAUCUACCAGUGUCAUCAGCAAUCGCUCGUCAACGGAAUUCAUCUGGGUACUAG
This is a messenger RNA of Angiostrongylus costaricensis, 765 nucleotides long. The record is from the annotation of a GenBank genome assembly. Lineage: Eukaryota; Metazoa; Nematoda; Chromadorea; Rhabditida; Metastrongylidae.